Lotus japonicus is the source of this 1106-nucleotide messenger RNA. RefSeq names its product transcription factor bHLH36-like. The transcript is spliced from 3 exons. Gene Ontology annotation, molecular function: protein dimerization activity; RNA polymerase II transcription regulatory region sequence-specific DNA binding; DNA-binding transcription factor activity, RNA polymerase II-specific. Gene Ontology annotation, biological process: regulation of transcription by RNA polymerase II. Lineage: Eukaryota; Viridiplantae; Streptophyta; Magnoliopsida; Fabales; Fabaceae. Gene Ontology annotation, cellular component: RNA polymerase II transcription regulator complex. The record is from RefSeq and is a predicted model, not a curated record. The coding region runs from base 96 to 821 and encodes 241 amino acids.
UUGGUACAAGGUCCCUACGAUCCCUUCUACUUCAUUAUCAUCUACAUACCAAAAAUUGAUCUGAACAAUCAGUCGAAGAGGUGACGUGACCAAUCAUGUUUCCUUUACAACGAAGCAAUAAGCUGGCGACCCCGUUUUCAAAUAGUGUCCGCCACCGGCAACACAAAAUCUCCGAAGAUCAGAUCCUCGAUGAUUGUGAUUCCCUGGUUGUUGAUUUCUCUGAUAAAAAACUCUCUAGUGGCCGCACCAAGAGAAUACUUUAUCAUAGUACUGCUGGUACGACUCAUGCUAAUAACUCUGAAGAAUUUAAGAAGAAAAAGAUGGUUCAUAGAGAGAUUGAGAAGCAAAGGAGGCAAGAAAUGGCUACCCUUCAUGCCUCUCUUAGAUCCCUCCUCCCUCUCCACUUCAUCAAGGGAAAGCGUUCUUUAUCUGAUCAGAUGAAUGAGGUAGUGAAUUACAUAAACCACCUGCAAAAGAACAUAAAAGAGCUCAGUGACAAGAGGGAUGAACUUAAUAAUCUCUCCAAUAUUCUCAAGAAGGACCAUGCAUCUGCUAGUUUCACUUUCCACCAGAGUGAUGGAUGUGUGGGAAUUGAAAUCACUAGUGGCUUCAGAGAGGAAGAAGGGUUACCAGUUUCGAAAUUGCUGGAAAUUUUGUUAGAAGAGGGGCUUGAAGUUGUUAGUUGCAUUUCAACCAAAGUUAAUGGAAAAUUACUCCACAGUAUGCAGUGUGAGGUUAACAGCAAUUCCGAAAGUGUAGAUCUAACUGAGCUGAGAAGGAAAAUUUCCAAUGUUAUUCAAUCAUUUUCAUGUUCUGAUUAACUAUGUGUGGAAUUGGAAAUAGGUGACUCAUCUUCCCAAUUACAGAAAAUUAAAAAAUUAGGCUUAGUCUGAGGUAUAUCAUCUAACUGCUUGUAACUAAUCGAGUGUGGCUUGUAACUGCGUAUAAUAAGAUUUGUGACUUACAUUAAAGUUUGUAAACAUGUUACAGGUUAGAAACAUGUAUCUUUUACCCAACAAUUGGUUAACCUGUUGGAAUAACUCGUUUGUGACAUGGUAUCAGAACUAUGAUUAAGUUGUUUAGAGUUUGAUCUUUACUAUCAGCAA